AGUCGCGCGAGAUUCACCGACGUGGAGAACCUCGCGCUCCAGUCCUCUUCUUCUCCUUUUUUUGUUCUUUUUUUCCUGCACAGCAGCGCGACUCCUUUCAUACGUCGCGACGUAUCACACGGUUUCACAGCUGUGUGGCAUCGGAUACAGUGAUGUGUGCACCUGUUGUGUGAUUUUUCCGAUUGGAGACGAAUAGGAUGUAAAUAUUUUUGACGAGGAGGUUUUUGCGGCUGUGCGGUCGGAGUGUUUAGUUUUGGGACUGCGGUCGCUCGAUGAUUUUCCCGUUUGUCAGAGGUGCCGGUGUCUCGUUGGGACGGCUUGUAAUCGCUUGUAAUGACGUAGUGUGAUGUGAAAGUAUCGUGGAAAAAUCGGAGCUGCGACUAUGGCUGGAGAUUUGUAAAUUUUGCUUGUUGCAUACGAUUAUUCUCUUUUAUAUAGUUUAAAAAAUAUAUAUACGUGUUUUAAGCGUUAGCGGCUGGAAAAAUAAAAUUUUCAACGGCGUAUUUUCGUACGAACUGCAAGCGCGACGAGAGCUGUUCUACUCUGAGUAAUAAUUAGACGUGGCUCUGAACAGUGUAUUUUUUCCUUGAUUGGCAGGAUGAUAUUACAAACGUGUAUUUUAUAACCACGGAUGGAAUAGUUAUACCUGCCAGCUAUAAAAGAGAAUGCGCGCGGGAUUCGAAAUGUUUAAACAAUCCGAGUAUUUUAUCUCUUCGACUUUUGAUACGAAUAUUUGCGUUUAAACGAAAUUAAAAUCUAUUGUUCGGUUCGUGUAAAAGUUGACGCUUACAAAUGCUAAAACUAUUUUCGGUGAGUAACUAUAUUCCGAUUGAAAACAAAAUUAUGAAACCUGUUUGCUAUUCAAAGAGAUAUUUUCUCAUUUGUCCUUCGGUGCGUUUCUAAUACAGCAAAAAACUAUAUGUUUAAAUGAUUGUGGAUUUUAAAAUAGAGAGAACUCGAGUUAAUGAAGUUUUUAGUGUACAUGUAAAAUAAAUUAUUUGCAAUGUAUAGGAAUAAUUAUAUACUCGUUUCUGAAAAACGUUUUUUUUUUUAAAUAAAUUAAAAGAAAAAAAUUCUAUUGCAAAAUGUAUAAAAUCAAACGUUUCAUACUGGCAGUGACUACAACUAAAAGGAAUUGAAAAAUGUAUAAAGAGAAAAAAGCGACAAACGUAGGAAAAAAGACAGGAAGACUAGGCUGAUAGUGUCAUCCGUGUGUGUAACGGAAACCGCCCGUGAAUACACGAGUAAUUUAUAAAUCAUCAAACAAACGAACAAACUCUCGCCUUGCGAAGUCUUUUACGUGUUGUUCUCGUAAACAUCGACAGGCUGGAUUAAUUUUUAUCUCGGAGGAAAUUGCAUUCUUUGUUUAAUUGAGAUACAAAUUUGCGUAAAAUUGCCGUGCGUGAGAGAAAAACAAAAUUUUGAGAAGACGAAUUUUUGAGCAGAUCAACAUUUUACGUCACUGAUCACCACGUCAUGCAUGCCUCAGAAAUUUAGUGCCGUAAUUCUUUUUUUUCUUUAAAAUGCAAUACUUUAAACACGCCUACUUUUCUUUGUAUAAAUAUAGACGCGAUGCACGGGUUAAUGUUUUUAUCCUGAUGCAUCUACAUAAGUGACUGUCGGUAAAGUGGAGGCCUUUGGUGCAACGUUAAUUAAUGAUAAUAACCAUUUACAUUUUUUAAUUGGGUAGGCGUAACAAGGGGAUCAUUGUGUAUUUAAAUAUUUUUUAAAUAUCCGAUUUAACAUUAUCUAAUAUCAAUCAUUUUAUUGAAAUUUACGUAAUCCUCCUCGUAAAAGUUUUAACUAAAUAUUGACGCUUAUAAUUUGAACUAGCGGUUGGCAACAAAUAUUAUCUCUUCGCGGAAUUUCCAAUGUCGUUAUAACAACGUCGUUAUAGCAAAUAUUCACCCAAUAAAAUUAUUAAUAUUUUCAUUUUCUGCUUUUCUAAAUUCCUUAACGAUCAAAACUUUUUUAAAGUUUGGAAAGAUCGAGAUUUUUACUUUUCUUUUUGUCCAGCCACUUCUAAUCCUUGUAACCAUUGAAAUGAAAUCUUUAUCAUCUCGGGUACAUUUGCAACGAUAAUACUCAUGAAUAAACUAUUAAAGAUGAAACUAUAAAAGUAAAAUAUUUCAACAGCUAUAUAAACUAACUCUAAAAUAAUAAAAAAAAGACAUCGAAAGCACAAAUUACUUUCUACAAUUCCAACGAUUAUUUACAAUCUUCGCCACAAUAACUUACAAUCGCAUACAGCACUUCCGGUCGGAAUGAAAGAAAAAGCCCUCAUAUCAGCCAGACCCAUUCGAAAACUCCAUACAUCCGUCCUCGAGACAUCGAUACCCGAUCGGUCGAGCGCACGCAAAACCAACCCGGCAGUCGAAGCCGCACUUAACUAUCCACUCCGAUCACGGUACAGCCGUCGAAAAAAGAAACCUUAUUAUAAAAAAAAGGCCAUCAACAGCGCAGCAGCACGAGAGAAGCUACCGGCCGAAAUAGAAGAAAAAAUUUGAAAAAAAUCCAGACUUUGCGGUAUAGCACCAGAAGAAAUCGUCCGUCGUCGCGUGUCAGCGUCGCGCGAUAUUAUGGCCUUACGUGCGCGUAGGAGCAGCAGCGAGUCCUCGGUGGUGGUGCUACCGAGGCAUCGAGUCGGAGCAACUGGACGGAGUAGGUUCAGUCCUCGUGGACUUCUCGCCGCGCAGCAACGUCGACGAAGACACUACGAGCCACUCGACGAUACUCGUAGAGUUAAUCGAGUCAGGUCAGCGGUUAGCAGUAGCAGCAGCAACAGCAGUAUGGCCAGCACCGACGAUAACAAGAUGCAACAAGAGACGCUGAAGACCAGCAGUGAUAAGGGAGAGAACGUGGAGAACAGUUGCACCGACAAGGCGGCGUUUGGUUAUGGGACCACCAUCCCACCCAACAAUGAAGCGAACGAAAAGGAUCUCGCUUCGAAAAAAGUCAUUUUCUGCGUGCACGGAAAACUUUCCGGUUGCUGCACGCUGGUCAAAGGAGGAAGUGUUGAAGACUGCGCACCCAUUGAUUUUCGGUCAAAUUCCACGCCUUUUGAGGAUCACUGUCACCGAGAGAGGAACGAAGAUAUCGAUAAAAAGGCACGUAAAAAGCUGAUAAUCGCCAGCGUAUUAUGCGUCGUUUUUAUGAUAAUGGAAAUAGUCGGAGGAGUGAUGUCGAACAGUUUGGCGAUAGCCACUGACGCGGCUCACUUACUCACCGACUUCGCGUCCUUCAUGAUAUCAUUGUUUUCGAUAUGGGUGGCGAGCAGGCCGCCGACCAAGAAAAUGCCCUUUGGGUGGUAUCGAGCUGAGGUUAUCGGAGCUUUGACAUCGGUUCUGUUGAUUUGGGUGGUGACAGGUGUUCUGUUCUUCCUUGCGGUUGAGCGGAUAAUCAACAAGAACUUCGAGCUCGACGCUUCCGUGAUGUUGAUCACGUCCGCGGUGGGAGUUGCCGUUAAUUUAGUAAUGGGCCUAACCCUGCAUCAGCACGGUCACGGUCACGGCGGCCACAGCCACGGUCACGACCACGGCCACGAUCACAAUCACGGCGCCGUCAAAGGCGAGAAAUCCGAUCACGAUCACGAGGGCAGCGGCGAGCUGGAGACGAGCCACAAACACGGAGCCACCGACAGGAACAUCAACGUCAGGGCUGCCUUCGUACAUGUGCUCGGCGAUUUCAUUCAAAGCGCCGGCGUCUUCAUUGCCGCGCUCGUUAUCUACUUCAAGCCGGAGUGGAGCAUAGUGGAUCCGAUCUGUACGUUCCUCUUCUCGAUUCUGGUGGUGCUGACCACAGUGGCCAUCAUCAAGGACGUCAUCAACGUCCUCAUGGAAGGUAUUCCCAAAGGCUUCGAUUACUCGCAGGUCGAGAGCACGUUUAUGCAGAUCGACGGCGUCGUCAAGGUCCACAAUUUGAGAAUCUGGGCUCUCUCCCUGGACAAGACCGCCCUGUCGGCUCACCUCGCCAUAAGACCAGGAGUUAGCCCCCAGACGAUCCUGCGAACGGCCACGAGGAACAUCCACGAGAAGUACAGCUUCUUCGAGAUGACUCUUCAGAUCGAGGAAUUCGACGAGAAGAUGGAAAACUGCAAGCAGUGCAAGCCUCCGGUUCAGUAAUCGUGUACACGCGCAGUGCAACAUGUAUUGAAAAGUAUAAUAAGCCAAUACGUGCCUAAUAACGGAGGUGAAAGUCCGAGAAAUUUCACGAGUAGCCGAAGGUGCUGCUUAGGUAAAUAGCAAAGAAAAAAGAAGAAGAAGAAGAAAGUGCGAGGAACUCUAUUAUAUGUGUAUAUGCAGCAGUAUUGACGCAUUUUAAAGACGAUAAUUUAGCGUGUUCAACGAGUAUUUUGUUUUUAGAGUUUUCUGUUGUUUUUUCUUUCUUUCGAAGUUCUUCGUUCUGUGCCGAGAGACGAUAAGAAAGGUGAGAAAAGUGAACGCGUACGCGAGAUUAUGGCUGAGUGGUGAGAAUGCGGUUUCUUUUUGUCAUUCGCGUGAGAGAGAAAGAAGCGUCAACAAAUUAUUGUAGAUGGGAAGAGAGAGAGUGUAAAGUUCUUAGAAAAAGUAAACUUUUUUUAACGCGACGAUCGUCGUGUGAUCUUGAUUGAUUUACUCCAUAUUAUAAACGUCACGACACAUACUUAUAAUUUGAACAAAUUAUCGAGAACAAUUUUAUAUUCGUAUCAUAUUCCUGAAUUAAUUAUGUCAUUUUUCCCCUAUUAUACAUGUGAUGUUUAUGUAAUGUUAUGUAAGGAUUAUAAGAUAUUAUAUUCCAUCAGUGUACUUAAUGGAUAGUUAUAAAAUACACUUUGUCCUAAUGAGCAUUUUAGGACGAUGUUAUAUCAUUAUUGUUAAAUAAUAAAAUAUGAAAAUUCAA
Molecule: messenger RNA, 4878 nt
Organism: Nasonia vitripennis (jewel wasp)
Lineage: Eukaryota; Metazoa; Arthropoda; Insecta; Hymenoptera; Pteromalidae
Product: zinc transporter 2
Exons: 8
Coding region: 2580-4121 (513 amino acids)
Biological process (GO): zinc ion transmembrane transport; response to zinc ion
Cellular component (GO): plasma membrane
Molecular function (GO): zinc ion transmembrane transporter activity
Source: RefSeq, a predicted model, not a curated record